Molecule: messenger RNA, 1143 nt
Organism: Kazachstania africana CBS 2517
Lineage: Eukaryota; Fungi; Ascomycota; Saccharomycetes; Saccharomycetales; Saccharomycetaceae
Gene: MSW1
Product: tryptophan--tRNA ligase MSW1
Exons: 1
Coding region: 1-1143 (380 amino acids)
Biological process (GO): mitochondrial tryptophanyl-tRNA aminoacylation
Cellular component (GO): mitochondrial matrix; mitochondrion
Molecular function (GO): tryptophan-tRNA ligase activity; ATP binding
Source: RefSeq, a predicted model, not a curated record
AUGUGGAAAAACAUCAGGCCAAGAAUACCGAUACCAAGAACUCUAAACCAUGUAUCCAAAAAACAAUAUGCUACCUCAAGUACAUGUGUAGAACUUCCGAGAGAUGUGAAAGAAUUACCAAUUCCAUCGGACUCAACUGUUUUUAGUAUGAUACAACCCACGGGAGAAUUCCAUUUGGGUAAUUACUUGGGGGCCCUGCAGACGUGGAAGCAAUUGAAUGAUUAUAAGAAAGCAGACACUCGAGCAGUAUUUGGUGUGGCAGAUUUGCAUGCAUUAACGAUUCCUAAACGCAAUAACGUGGAAACGUUCAGAAAUCUAAGAAUUAACUCAAUUGCUGGUCUAUUGUCAAUUGGCAUCGAUCCAAACAACUGCAUAGUGAAUUGGCAAAGCUCGGUUGGUGGCUUGCAUUGUGAACUGUUCUGGAUACUUUCAUGUUUGAUGCCAAUGGGAUACUUAAAUAGGAUGACACAGUGGAAAGCGAAGUCAAAAAGUGAUGAACUGAACAGUUGUGAGUUGGGGCUAUUCUCUUAUCCAGUGCUUCAAGCAGCAGAUAUUCUUCUUUAUAAAGCUACCCAUGUUCCGGUAGGUGAAGAUCAAAGACAACAUCUCGAAAUGUGCAGAUUUAUUGCUGAAAAAUUCAAUUCAUUUUACAAUUGUAAUGCGUUACCAUUACCAAAAACUUUACUGACGCCAACAAGAAAGAUUUUCAGCUUGACUGAUCCAACAAAGAAGAUGUCAAAGAGUAGUGGCGACAUUAUGUCAUUAAUCUACAUAAAUGAUGAGCCAAGUGUUAUAAGAGAAAAGAUAAUGAAGGCGAAGACCGAUUCCUUGUUUAAUGAAAAAUUCAAAUUUGAUCCUAACAGAAGACAAGGUGUUUCUAACUUGAUCAACAUUGUAAGUGGUUUACAGAGUCGUACAAUCGAGGAUGUUGAGAAUGACAUAGCGCAAUUUACCAGUUUCAAAGAACUCAAAGUCUACGUGGCCGACAUAGUCAUUGAUUCACUUACGGAACCAAAAAAAUUAUACAAUCAAUACUUAAAGGAGACCGAAUAUUUGCUAGAAAUAAUAACGAAAGGCAGUGAAAGAGCAAGAGAGAUCAGUGAGGCAAACUUGAAAGAAAUCAAGAAAAUUGUUGGUUUGUAA